GUUUCCCGGCCGCCCCGCGCAGCCGCCUUCCUUUCCCGCCGGAAGCCGCCCGAGGAAGCAGCCGCCGCGCCUCGCUCCGCCAUGCCGCCCAAGGACGACAAGAAGAAGAAGGACGCGGGCAAGUCGGCCAAGAAGGACAAGGACCCCGUCAACAAGUCUGGCGGCAAAGCCAAGAAGAAGAAGUGGUCGAAGGGGAAGGUGCGGGACAAGCUCAACAACCUCGUGCUCUUCGACAAAGCCACGUACGACAAGCUGUGCAAGGAGGUGCCCAACUACAAGCUCAUCACGCCGGCCGUCGUCUCCGAGAGGCUCAAGAUCCGAGGCUCCCUGGCCCGAGCGGCGCUCCAGGAGCUGCUCAGCAAAGGUCUAAUCAAGCUGGUGUCCAAGCACAGAGCCCAGGUGAUCUAUACCCGCAACACCAAGGGAGGGGAUGCACCAGUUGCUGGGGAGGAUGUAUGAAAAGGGUCACAAGUGCUGCUGAAACCCUGUAUGUUCAUUAAUAAAAAUAAAAUAAUUGAAUUCUUCAGAUGGGUGUAAUGUUGAAAAGAUAGCAGGAAAAGAAUGUUCUCUUCCUCUCCCCCAAUAUUUUCUCUUGAAUUAAGCUGAUCAUCACUUAUGUGAGAAAAGCAAAAAAAUAUUGCGGGCCCUUCUCUAGAGCAGAAUGUUACAGUGCAGGAAAAAACUUAAGCAUCUGUCCCAAAUAAAGCUUUUAUUAGUUCUUUU
This is a messenger RNA of Eublepharis macularius, 723 nucleotides long. It is a transcript of the gene RPS25, whose product is annotated as ribosomal protein S25. Gene Ontology annotation, molecular function: structural constituent of ribosome. Bases 82 to 459 code for a protein of 125 amino acids. Gene Ontology annotation, cellular component: cytosolic small ribosomal subunit. The record is from RefSeq and is a predicted model, not a curated record. Lineage: Eukaryota; Metazoa; Chordata; Lepidosauria; Squamata; Eublepharidae. The transcript has 5 exons.